Molecule: messenger RNA, 2798 nt
Organism: Maylandia zebra (zebra mbuna)
Lineage: Eukaryota; Metazoa; Chordata; Actinopteri; Cichliformes; Cichlidae
Gene: ints13
Product: integrator complex subunit 13
Biological process (GO): regulation of mitotic cell cycle; centrosome localization
Cellular component (GO): integrator complex
Source: RefSeq, a predicted model, not a curated record
CACCUCUCAACACAUUUCCGCCAAUAACAAACCUGCUAGCUUGUAGCAACUUGAACUGUAUUGUUUGUGCUUUUUUCCCCCAAGUGUCUGCAAAAAAAUUUCUAGGCAGCGGUUGUUUGGAAGUUGGUUAAUUAGAAGACGUGUUUCCUGGAAUUACGCAAAUGCUACCAUUAACUGUUUAAACCGUCGGUCAUAAACGUGAAUCAGCAAAUAAAUGGUUGCGACUGGUGUUAGCUGACAGGCUAACGUGCUGCUCGGUGACAUGCUCUUUUUAGCAGGUCGUUGGACGUUCGCAUAUUAAUUAACAUGUCCUGAAACGCGUCAGGAUCAUCGCGCUGCAGACGGAGAGGGGGUUUAACAGUCAGAGUGUGACCUAGAAAAAUACAGAUACCGGACCUUUUCAGACGAUUCAUGUUGUUUCCAGACCGGGAAGCGUUACCUUCCCAAGGUUUCCACCAGAUUUGCAAAAUGAAGAUGUUCUCUGUGGCACACAAGACUGUCUUCGUAGUGGAUCACUGUCCCUACAUGGCAGAGUCCAGUCGUCAGCAGGUGGAGUGUGAUGUGCUGACAAAGAGCCGAGCUCAAGGGGUCAUUCCUUUGGCCCCGGUGUCAAAGUCUCUGUGGACAUGUGCUGUGGAGUGCUCCAUGGAGUACUGCCGGAUCCUUUAUGAUGUUUAUCCAAAGGACAAACUGGUUAAUUACAUUGUGAGUGAUUCAGAGUUUCACAUACUGAAUAGCUGGAGGAGGGAAGAUCAGAGCACUCACGAGCUCAUGUCAGCUCUGGCAGCUGUUGGGCCACCAAACCCUCGCGAGGACCCGGAGUGCUGCAGCAUCUUGCAUGGCCUGGUAGCUGCAGUGGAGUCAUUAUGUAAGAUCACAGAGCUGCAGCAUGAGAAGCGUAUCGCUCUGAUGGACACAGCUGACAGAGUUGCUAACAGAGGCCGUAUUAUCUGCCUAACUAAUGCUAAAAGCGACACACAUGUGCGCAUGCUGGAAGACUGCAUUCAGGAAACUAUUAUAGAGCAAAACAAGCUGGCAGCAGGCUCAGACAGGCUCAUGGCCAUCCAGCAGUGUGAGCUGGUUCUAGUUCACAUCUACCCACAGGGUGAGGACACACUGGUGUCUGACCGGCCCAAGAAAGAGAUCUCUCCUCUGCUCACCAGUGAGGUGCACAGUGUUCGAGCUGGGAGGCACCUGGCCACCAAACUCAACAUUUUGGUCCAGCAGCACUUUGACUUGGCCUCCACCACCAUAACGAACAUCCCCAUGAAGGAAGAGCAGCAUGCCAACACAUCGGCUAAUUAUGACGUUGAGCUCUUGCAUCACCGAGACGCCCACCUCGAGUUCUUUAAAAGUGGAGACUUACACAUGGCGGGGACCAGCACUAGAGAAAAUGGACUCAAGGAGACGGUUACGUUAAAAUGGUGUACUCCACGAACAAACAGCAUAGAGCUACAUUACUGCACAGGAGCCUAUCGCAUCUCCCCCACAGAUGUCAACAGUCGUCCCUCGUCAUGCUUGACCAAUUUUCUCCUUAAUGGUCGGUCCGUGUUGCUGGAGCAACCGAGGAAGUCGGGUUCAAAGGUAAUCAGCCACAUGCUCAGUAGCCACGGAGGCGAGAUUUUCCUGCACGUGCUCAACAGCAACCGCUCCACCCUAGAGGACCCGCCCUCCAUCAGCGAGGGCUGCGGAGGCCGUGUGACAGACUACCGCAUCACUGAUUUUGGUGAAUUUAUGAGGGAGAACCGGCUCACUCCUGUGUCAGAAUCUUCCCACGAUCCCUCAGGGAAGCUGCCAGCUGAGAGGGCCAAAGCUCAGCUGGAGCGCCACACUCGAUACUGGCCAAUGAUCAUCUCCCAGACGACCAUCUUCAACAUGCAGGCAGUGGUUCCUCUGGCUAACCUGAUAGUAAAAGAGACUUUGACAGAUGAGGAUGUUCUCACCUGCCAGAAGACCGUUUACAACCUGGUAGAUAUGGAGAGAAAGAACGACCCACUCCCCAUUUCCACUGUAGGAUCUAGAGGCAAAGGCCCCAAGAGGGAUGAGCAGUACCGCAUAAUGUGGAAUGAGCUGGAAACAUUAGUGAAGACUCACGCCGGGGCGACUGACAGGCACCAGCGAGUUCUGGAUUGCAUCAUCGCCUGCCGCAGCAAACCUCCAGAGGAGGAGGACCGGAAGAAGAGAGGGAGGAAGAGAGAGGAGAGGGAGGACAGGACAGAGAAAAAUGGCAGCAAGGAGACAGACGACAAAAGCUGGCAGGACUCGGAGAGACUAAAGGGAUUGAUGGAUAAAGAUGAGCAGGAGUCGGAGGUCAUCAAGGAUUCCCCAGAUUCCCCAGAGCCGCUCAACAAAAAGCCUCGCUUAACCUCAGAGGAGAUUCAGCCUCCAGAAAGAACGAAAGGUCCUGUCUCACUCCUCACUAUGUGGAGCAACCGAAUCACUGCAGUCAAUUCCAGGAAGCACCAAGAGUUUUUUGGAAGAGCCAGUUCUGUGAACAGCAAGUUCGAGUUGUACCAGCACCUCAAAGAUGAGAAUGGGAUGGAUGUUCAUGAAAAUGGGAAGGCCACCAGAUGAUGUUUCCACAGCUCCAGCUCAGCCUUUCUGCAGAUGAGAUUUUGGACCACAGUGAUUUUAAGACUGCCCAAAAAAGGACAUCAAAUUAAAAGAGAUGGUGAACUCUUAACAAGGAAUUUCUAAUUUUUUUACUUCUAAUUUUGUAGUUGUGCUGUUCACAUGUUGCGUAACACAAUAAAAACUGCCAGUAGAGAAUGUUGCUGUUGGCUUUUGCACAAAUCAUG